Messenger RNA from Oryzias melastigma (Indian medaka), 1041 nucleotides. It is a transcript of the gene tmem126a, whose product is annotated as transmembrane protein 126A. The record is from RefSeq and is a predicted model, not a curated record. Lineage: Eukaryota; Metazoa; Chordata; Actinopteri; Beloniformes; Adrianichthyidae. The transcript has a single exon. Bases 149 to 763 code for a protein of 204 amino acids. Gene Ontology annotation, cellular component: mitochondrion. Gene Ontology annotation, biological process: mitochondrial respiratory chain complex I assembly.
CAUUAAACACAAAGCAGGCUCAAAGAAUUGUGGGUAAAACAUGUCUGCGCUGUUCUAUUAACCACCUUGAUGUUUUGUUUCAUUGCUUGUGGUUGGAAGCAUUUUAGUCUUUAAAACGCUUUUGUUUUUGUAAACAUCGAGGCUGAAGAUGUCGGAACUCGCAGAGCAGAGCAGCGGUUCCGGGAGGAAGCUCCCCAAAGCGGUCGUUUCUGAAAUACUGCAUAAAAACUUCGAAAAGCUUCCUGAUCUCGACCAGAAACUCUUCACCUUGGGGCCAUUGUAUCUGGCGGGGAACGCGGGGUUUGCAGGGCUGAUAUCGAACAGUCUGUACCGGCGGGCCCUGAAUGUGCACGCCGCGCGCCUCGCCUCGAGCCUGCCGAUGGCCGUGCUGCCCUUCCUGACCACCAGCGCCCUCUACAACGCCGUGGUGUCUCAGCCCCUCCUGUCGGGCGACCUCAACUGCCCCAGCUGCUCCAUGAUCCGGGGGGCUGUGGUGGGUGUGCUGGGCGGCGCGGUGUACCCCAUCCUUCUGGCGUUACCCCUGAACAUCGGCCUCGCGUCCAGGUACAGCACGGCGCCCCUGCCCGGGAAGGGCAACCUGCUGCGGUACUGCCUGGACGUCUCCAGGCCGGUCCUCAACAAGAUGCGGGCGGUGGUGCUGCUUCAGGCUUUCUUCGGAACCUACCUGGGCUCCAGACAUUUUGAAACCUACUUCAAACUCGCCCGGAUAUCGUUCGGUCAGAACGAGGAGCUGCAGGACUGAGACGCUCUAAAUUGGAGGCACGCGCGCCCGUCCGCGCGCUCACACAGAUCCGAAUCAGCCAUUGAACAAAAACUUCCAAGUUUAUUCUUAUUAAAUUUAAGAAAAAACUAUGAGCCUCCAAAGGAGUCGUUCAUUUAAAAAGUUUAAAUGAAAAUAAAUCUUAAUUUUGCUGUGAUGAGAAUCGUAUUUUUGGUGUUUUUAACGCACUCUUGCCAUUUUCUCAUGAUGGAGGAUGUUUGUUCAGAUAUUGCUAAUAAAAUUCUAUUUCUAAGUAUUAA